GAUUUCGUAGUGUGAUACUCAGUUUUUUGUUUCUUCUUUCAAGCUCUAGACUUCGGGGUGUUGGAUCAGAAAUUUGGGUCUCCAGCCAUGGCGUUGUUUGCUCAAGUGCAGCUCGCAGUGUCGCUCUUCUCGCUGACCAACCACGACGCCACACAGCGCGGACUUUAUCACAUCCGUUGCUCGGUGGAGAGCCCGAGCUCGCUCGACGUCCAACUGGUCGAGCAAGCCGCAGAUGGUGCAAAUCAUCAUCCACCAGGCUCAUCGCAGCACCAGAGCCACAGCCAGAGCCACAGCCACAGUGCAGACGGGGGAGCACCAGCUGGUUUGCAGGAGGAUUCGCAACCCGGCUUGGUCGCUACGUCCUCGGCGGCGGCAGACUCGAACGUCUUCCUCGUCCCGUCCUCCUCGUCGAUGCACCAGCCGCAGUACAAAGAGGGCGAUUGGAUUCUCGCCAAGCCGGAGGAUCUUGCCCUCCUCGGCCAGCGAAGAGAAAACAAACUCUUGAACGCGGGUGAAACGUCCUUCUUCCGGCCGUUUGCAUCAACGACGACUUCAUCGUACAUUUCCAGAACGCUGGUCAUCACCCAGUCACACGAGCAUCGCCUUCUGAACGACGCCGCAGUGUUUUUGCUGAACAUCCCGUUCACGGCAGCCCACGCCAAGGAAGAUCUCGAGCAUGCUAUCGCGCGUGUUCAUUUUGAUCUGCACUAUGGUCCCGAGCCCGACUGCGCGCAACCGAACAACAUUGAGGCUAUUGCCGAUGCGGUGGCAUCCAUGGGGCUGAUUUGCCGUCGGACGUAUCGGUUGCGACGCGUCGCCUUCCCAGGUCUGAAUGAAAGCAUAAUGGUCAACUUUGAUCGGCGGCAUUGCAUGAGUACCGUCGUCUCGAUUCAUAGCACUCUCGUUGGCUUCCAGUAUAGGCCUGUCAUGCAAUCUUCCAGCAGUUCGACCAACAAAUCGCUGUUCCGGCUCUUCCGAAAGCGAGUCGAGACGCCCAACCGCAGCAAAUUGACUCUCGCCAGUGUGUUUGGGCUGGGGCACGACUCGAGUGCAGGCGAACAGCCCCUGUCGGAGCAGCAAAUGUCUGAAACCCUGCAAGACGAUGCGCGCGGCGUGUUUGCCCAGCUUGCAUUUGUGCUGGUUGCCUGCCACUGCUCGUUGCGAGAGCAUUUCAAGCAGUUUGUCGCAAUUCGGCCGCCCGGCGAGCGCGAUGCACUCACCAACGCGCCGCUGGCUGAUUUGCAGUUUGAGGAUCCGGCGGUGGCUUUUGCCAACCGUUUGUCCAUGCUCGUUUCUGACGAGGCCAGCUCGAUUUUGCCAACAAUCGAGACGGCAGGACCGCGGCCCGCCUAUGUUUCUCCAGCCGACGAGCUCGUCUUGACACAACUGCAGCAGGCGUUCAAAUCCAAAAUUUCGAGUGCGCUACAGCCAGACAUGGCCGCGAUUGCCAUCAUCGAGUCGCUUCAGCCAAUCGUCGAACAGGUCACACCCUUGUGGGGACGGCUUCUGCAGUGCUUUGCGCUCGACGAGUUUGUGAGCAAGCGGCUCUUUGUCCAAGGGGAGCUCCAGGCGCGCGGCCAGCUCCGCGCUCGUGUCUUUGUGCAAACGUUUAGUCGCGAGGAUUGCGAAAAGUACAUCGAUUUGAGCUACAAGGAUAUGGCCACGCUUUCCAAUUUGAUCGAAACCUCAGAGUUUGUGCGCGAAGUCACCCGUUCCAACUACGAGCUCCUCAAUCCGUUGGGCAUCGUCAAGCGCCCGCCCAUCAUUUUCGAAGACCAAUUCCUGCAGGGCAUUCACCCAGUUGCCGAAUCGCAGCCCAUUGCGGUCCGCUUUGAGCGACACAUGAGCAAGGUGUCGGAAGAAAGCGAGGAAAUUCCGGACGAGGCCGAACUCGAAGAGGAUGAGCUGAGCAGCACCAACGAAAGCGUGGAGCGUGCUUUCGUGAUGAGGCAUGGGCAUUCGUCCUCAAGUGUGAGCACGAUUCCCGUCACGCCCGACUCCUCGUCGUUAUCAUCCGGCUCGCCUGGGACGUCCUCGUCACGUUUAGCUCCCGUGGAACUGACGUUACCCGACCGCCCAGUGUCUCCUUUGGCCCCGGAGCGCAGCCCACGCCGCAUGGAUCGCAAGAACUCGACGCGAAAGUCCCUGCAACGCUUCAAGUCGCAGUUUAGCAUCCAAGUCACCCCGACGGACGCGACCGCGACGUUGUUCUUUCCCGCUUCUCCUGCUGUGCCGACUGUGCAAAUCGACGCACCGCCUACGUUUGUCCAGCCGGCCGACGAAGCAGCUGCAUUGGCAAACACCGAAACACCAACGGUUCUCCGGUCAGAUGCCGUCGGUGGGGUUGUCCACGAAGAGGCUGACGCCCAACCAACGUCGCAACAACCGCAAUCGCAAACGCCUCGCAUUGAGGUUUCGGAGGAUGCUUCGCCAACCGAGCGUCGCUUGACCCGAAGCGCUUCCGAGCAAGUCUCACUCUACUCCCUAGCCUCCCACCCCUCCUCUCCAACCGACGCCAUGUCUGGAAGUGGUAACGAAUCGGCCUCCUCCAACGAGGGACUGACUGGGACGAGCUCGAUGCGAAAGCGCGAUAAGCUGCGAGCGAUGGCUUCCAAAAUGUUCUCGUCGAAUCGAUCUCGAAGCACCGAUUCCGAUGCCAAGGACGAGCCUGGCGACCUGCCUCCGAAAGCGUCGUCGUCUUCGUCAACUUUAUCAGUGCGUGCGAAUGGUGGCGGCGCCCGCCGGAACAGCAUGGGAAAUGUUCCUACAGGGGCGCUCUCGGUGGCCAAUACCGCUGCGUCGAGUCCACACAAGUCGGCAUCGCGCUCGUUGUCCGCCUCGUCCAACUCGCUUGUUUCGCUGGCGCAGUCGCGCAAGAAGGCUGCUCGAACACGCUCUGGGAGCAUUUCCCACAGCUUGACCAAUAGCCGCACUCAAAGUGGCAGGAACUCGCGGAAUGGUAGUCAGACCAACCUCGUUUCCAUGCUUGACGAACAUGCGCGCGAGCAGGAUGAAACUCUUGCGCGCGAUCGUCAAACCCAAAGAACAACCGCCGCCUGCCAGGCGCUCAAGACACAGCUGCCCAUCCAGGGCUUCUUCCACAGCGAACUGCAGCUCUCUGACUCUGUUUCUCACCCGUUUAUUGUCCCGCCGGUGACCAACCAGCGGCAUUUGGUCGUGUUUGUGCAUGGGUUGGAAGGCAGCGACGUGGACUUGUUCGCCUUCCGCAACGCGUUGCUGCUGACCAUUCCGACGUUUGACUGCUUCCUCUCCGUUUCCAACAAGAAUGACACGUACUCGAGCUUUGAAGUGAUGACUGACAAUCUUGUGAAGGAAUUGGAGCAGUAUCUGGCUCACGUCAAGGUGCAGCCGGCCUUCAUCAGCUUUGUCGGCCACUCUUUGGGCAACAUUGUCAUUCGCAACGCUCUGACGCGUCCCGAGCUGCUGUGUCGUCGCGACAAGCUGCACACCUAUGUCAGUCUGAGCGCCCCACACCUGGGGACUGUCCUCGGCGAUAGCUCUGCGGUGCAGACGGGCAUGCGGGCCAUGCGCGCCUUCCACCGCAAUCAGGGCUCGUCGCUGGCCGAGCUGGCGCUUGCCGAUAGCAGCAAUCCUCGCCAAUCCCUCCUGUACCGCCUGAGCAUGCAGGCAGGCUUGGCCAUGUUCUCGAACGUGCUGCUGGUCGCGUCGAUGCAGGAUCGGUAUGUUCCAUACCACUCUGCGCGCAUUGAAAUGAAUCCGAAGGCGCUCAAGGAUCGCAAGCUUGGUCCUGUGUACAUGGAAAUGCUGGGCCAUCUUCUCGAGCCUCUCAAGCAACGUCGGGACGUCUCGUUUGUUCGGUUCAACAUCAUGAACGAGUUUCCCAGCAAGAACAUGGAUUCCAUGCUUGGUCGAGCGGCGCAUAUCAGCAUCCUCGAUUCCGAGGUUGUUCUUCGCCAUCUUUUGGCCGUCAUUGUGCCCUAUCUUCAGUCGGAGCCUGCUCGGCGGACCGGCGUUCCGUCCUGAGCGCCUUUUUGUUGUUGUCGCGACUUGAGUUUUGUGAGCGUCGUGUGUGUGUGUGUGU
This is a messenger RNA of Capsaspora owczarzaki ATCC 30864, 4063 nucleotides long. RefSeq lists its product as hypothetical. The transcript is spliced from 10 exons. The coding region runs from base 88 to 4005 and encodes 1305 amino acids. NCBI's taxonomy places the organism in Eukaryota, Filasterea, Ministeriida, Capsasporidae. The record is from RefSeq and is a predicted model, not a curated record.